GCCUUUUCCCGUGUUGCUUCUUUUGAAACAUCACCCACAUGGCCAUAAUGGCUACCUUCUCUUGAUUCUUGUUGAAACCGUAUCAGACUAAGCCUGCACGAUGGUGGAUGUUGGUAAGAGGCCUACCAUGAACUUCUCUGGUGGAGGCAUGCCUAGGAGAGUGGUGGACUACAGUGGAGGCGCUGUCAGAAUGCUAGAGAACCGGCUCUGGCAAAGGGACAAGCGGGAUAUGCCCCUAAUCCAGCCAGACUCCACCUCAUACGCUGAGCUAGUUCUCCCGCAAGGCCUUGUUGAAUCUCCAGUGAAUGCAGUCACCACAAAGUUUGUGCGUGCCGUCUCCAACAAAGUCCGUUGUCCGAUAUUCUGUACAGCGUGGGUGCCAGAUGGGAGAAGGGUGGUAUGUGGAGCACAUAGCGGAGAGUUCACCCUCUGGAACGGUAUCAACCUCACCUUUGAGAACUCUCUACAGGCUCACGACACUCCAGUGCGCAGUAUGCAGUGGAGUCAUAAUGGAGUGUGGAUGGUAACGUCUGAUGACAGAGGGUUUGUCAAGUACUGGCAGUCUAACCUGAACAAUGUCCACACCUUCCAAGCCCACACCGAACCUAUUCGCUGUACCAGUUUUUCCCCCACUGACGCCAAGCUGGCCACCUCCUCUGUGGACGGAACUGUCCGUGUGUUUGACUUUAUUCGCUGCUCAGAAGAAUUCAUUCUCAGAGGCCAUGGUGCUGAUGUGAUGUCAGUGGACUGGCACCCGAGGAAGGGACUAUUAGCCUCAGGGAGCAAAGACAACCAACAACCGGUCAAACUCUGGGACCCCAAGUCUGGGCAAAGCGUCGCCACAAUCCACGCUCACAAGGCUGCCGUUAUGAGCGUCCAAUGGAAUGCCAACGGUAACUGGCUACUGACGGGAUCACGUGAUCAUCUUAUCAAGCUCUUUGACAUACGAACCAUGAAAGAGAUGUGUACCCUCAAAUCACACAAGAAGGAAGUUAAUGUGUUGGCAUGGCACCCGGUACACGAGACACUGUUUGCCAGCGGAGGGUCUGAUGGUGCUAUUCUCUUCUGGGAAGUUGGUAACGAGCAUGAGAUAGGUGGUAUGGAGGCCGCCCAUGACUCGUUUGUCUGGUCCCUCUCCUGGCACCCUCUCGGCCACUUCCUCGUGUCAGGGUCCAACGAUACUACAAGCAAGUUCUGGUGUCGCAAUCGCCCUGGAGACGAGAUGAAGGAUGGCUACAACUCUCUAGUCAGUGCUCUCAUCACGUCUGCUGAUGCUGAAGACUACCACAAUAUGGGCAGGCCCUCGUUCCCUCGCGCUCAUCGUGGCGCCACGGAUGCCAUCGCUCUACCUCCACCCUCACAACAAUUCCCCUCCUCCUUCGACAAUGCUCCCAACAGUCUACCCAACUCCACAGAUGCUGCAUCCAAGAACACUAACCUUGCCGUACUGGGCGCUGAUAUUAUUGCUAAAACAUUUGGAGACAGAAAAAACGAGCCACAAGAAAGCAAAGGACAGUUUACUCCAACUGGGCAAAGACAGUUUUUCGGGCCUGAUAAAGGACAGCAACAAUUUAGACCACCCAAACUGGAGCAACCCAGCACCCCCCCUCCACAUGCACAAGGCCUGUUCCGACCACCGCCCCCUCCAAAUUUCCCCGGGAGAGAAUUUGGACGCCCUGAAUUUCGAUCACCUACUGGUGGAGGCCCCUCUCCGUUUAGUUGGCAACGCUCUGAGUUUGGUGGUGGACACCCAAACAGAAGACCUUCAUUCGAAGAAGAGACUAAUAUUCCACAGCGAGAGCCGCCAAGAAAUCCGUAUGUGUAUAGGAGACCGGAUAUGGAGCCUCCACGAGAUGGCCGUGAUCCACGCAUGAUGUCCGGAGGUGACCCUCGUAGAGGUGGAGGACGAAGACCGGACUGGGGUCCUGAAGCACCACCCACUUCCGGACCACCCCCUUGGCAAGGGGGGCCUCCUCCAAUGAGAUCUGGUGAAGAGCAUCCACCACCACCACCAAGGGACAUGAGGGGACCACCACCUCCUCACCAGCGACCUGAUAACUGGUCGCCAGGGGGAGACCGUCGCCCCCCUCUGCAAUUUCCCGAUCAAGGCCCUCCUCCGGGUGAACAUAGACCCCCCGAACAUCACGCACGGCCACCUCCAGACCCAAGAGCUCAGCCGAGAUCUCAGUCAGAGCAGUUUCAACCACAUCAUCCACAGCGAAACGAUUCCAGACCGCCAUCUGGGGAGUUCAAUCGACCGUCUCCUCAGCAACAGCAAGCCGGCACACCCCCUUCUCAAGAUCCAAGGUUUCCUCCGGGUCGUCAAGGACAACCGUACGGAGCACGUGGGGGGCCCCCACCUCCAGGAAGGCCUCAUUAUGAGGGGGAGUAUCACCCCCCACCAUUCCAAGGCGGACAACCACCGUUUCACUCAACUGGUCCUCCAGAUCCAAGACGUCCUCCGCCACAGGAACACGUGUACACUCGUGGUGGUAGACCCCCUCCCGAGAUGCAACAAGGCCCCCCACAGCAUCAACGAGGACCGCCAUCUCACGAAGGACCUCCUCCACCCUUGAUGCAGUCACAUGAUAGACCACCUCACCGUGAUCGAUCUGGACCCCCACAAAGCACUUCUCCAAUGGGCCCCCCACACGGACAAGGUCCCCCACAUCAGCAGCCGCCCCCUAAAAUGGGCCCCCCACACAAGCAGCCGCCCCCUCAAAUGGGCCCCACACACGGACAGGGUCCCCCACACAAGCAGCCGCCCCCUCAAAUGGGCCCCACACACGGACAAGGCCCCCCACACCAGCAGCCGCCCCCUCAAAUGGGCUCCACACACGGACAGGGUCCUCCACACCAGCAGCCACCCCCUCAAAUGGGCUCCACACACGGACAAGGCCCCCCACACCAGCAGCCGCCCUCACACGGACAAGGCCCCCCACAUCAGCAGCCGCCCCCACACGGACAAGGUCCCCCACACCAGCAGCCGCCCCCUCAAAUGGGCCCUCCACACGGACAAGGCCCCCCACAUACAAUGCCCCCUCGCGAUGGCCCCCCACAGCAAGGAGAUAGACCACCCUAUACUGGACCACCUCGCCCUCACGAUGUUCCUCCGUAUGGUGGACCCCCCACACAGCACGCCCCCCCACAUGACAGAUCCGCACCGUUUCUAGAUAGACCGCCUCCCGAGCCUUAUAGAGGGGGACCUUCAGAUCCAAGAGCUGGCGACCCGAGGGGGCACCAAAGAAGUGACAAUUUGAGACCCCCAGAAGGAAGAGGGGAUGGUGCUCCAAGAAGAGGUGAUCCAAGAGGUUAUCGUCAGUCCGCCCCACGUUCAAGGGGGCGUGGCUUUCGUCCGCCCCCUCACCAUGACAACUGGAGCGGACGAGACCCAAGAGGAGGUAGGGGCAGAGGUCACGACCCCAGAGGAAAUGACGGGAAUCAGAUGCCCCCCACUAAACGUCCAAGAGAAUGAACUAAAAAUGAACUAACAAUAACUGAACCCUAUUAGCAAUUAUUAUACUGUAUGUACUGUAUAAUUGCUAUAAUUAACUUGUAAUUAAUAUUAUUUUCGCGAA
Messenger RNA from Halichondria panicea, 3578 nucleotides. RefSeq names its product pre-mRNA 3' end processing protein pfs-2-like. Gene Ontology annotation, molecular function: protein binding. NCBI's taxonomy places the organism in Eukaryota, Metazoa, Porifera, Demospongiae, Suberitida, Halichondriidae. The transcript is spliced from 10 exons. Bases 101 to 3475 code for a protein of 1124 amino acids. The record is from RefSeq and is a predicted model, not a curated record. Gene Ontology annotation, cellular component: mRNA cleavage and polyadenylation specificity factor complex.